UUCGCGAGUCAGUGAUUCUCUACCAACUUGCUGGCAGGGACACUGUUUCGUUACCAGUUGAUGCGAUCGCUCUUGGAGAGCACAGCGCCAAAGAAAGGUAGAGAAGGAAGGACGACGAAAAGAAGCUUUUCAGGAGAGUGUUCCUGAAAGGACCUGAGUGCGGAGGGGUGGUCCUUCAGAGGCAGCGGACGAGCAUGGCUCUCCUACCGCUGUGCUUCAUGGCAGUGGCUGCACUUUCUGGAUUUACUUCAGUGUCUGCUCAGCCGCAGCUGACACCGUUUGUCUGGAAUUUGGCCCGGCUCGACCAUUUCAAUCGACGCUAUCAGUGGGAGCAUUCCAAGGACUGGGCAAAGAACAAGGAUUUGAAGAAAAAACCGGUCAAGCCCUGGGUAGGGCCCGGUCAUGCACACGGCCUUCAUGGCCCCGACGAAGAGCUGCGCUUCGAGAUAGAGCCGGAAAGUGCAGUGCUGACGGAAAGCGAUAACUACACGCUGCAGUGCAUCACGAAUUAUCCGACACUGGACAAUUUGACGGCUCAUCCGCUAUGGCAGCCCUACUUCGGCAACCCUAUGGACCGGCCAGAUCAAAGACGACUGAAUGACAUGGGUAUACCGAUGAACCCUUACAGACAACCUUACGAGAUGACACCGGAGCGCAGAAAGUAUUUCCGCACCUGGGACUUCCAGUGGAGCUUCGGGCCGGACCGCUUCUUCACUGGCAAGGAGCACAGGCCGUGGGAGAAGUCUCCGUUGGCCAAUCGCUUCAUCCUUCACGACAACCAGGACGUUGGUGAUUUGUUCCAGUACGAUCCGUCAUACGUGGAGCAUCCCUUCUUCCUCGACCCGGUCGUCAUUGAAUGGACUGUGGACGGUGUACCGAUCACAAACCAAAACGGAACAGACCACUGGAUGGCACCAAACGGAACCCUGAUGUUGUUCAACUUGAAGGACUAUCAUGGCUCGAAGAUACGACCAAAGGAGUACCGUUGCCUAGCCACAAACAGUCUUGGCACCAUAAUCAGCAGGCCAGCUUUCAUCGGCAUGGCAUUCUUGGACCAGUACCCUAUUGUGGCAUUGAAAAGAGAUGUCCAGGCCGUGCCAAGCAACACCAUCGCACUGGCGUGUCCCGGAGAUGGUGUGUUCUACAAGCCGACAAGUGCCGCAGAUCCGCUGGGGAGUGUAGUGAGUCGACCGCCACCGUUUAUUCAAUGGAUAAAGGAUGGAUCUCCCGUGAACAACACACGGGCGAGACUGAUGCCAAGUGGAGAUCUACAGAUUGAUAACUAUCAGGAUUCGGAUGCAGGCACGUACCAAUGCCGCAUACGGAAUUCCGAAAUCGAACGCAGAAGAAACGAGGACUGGGGCUGGGAAAGACUCACUCACAGCUGGAGACUUGAGCAGUGGCAGCAACUGCAGGACUUCUGGUCCCACAAUCCACCGCGAGAGAUCCUUGUGGUUCAGGAGCGAGAGUGGCGCAAGGCCAAGUGGCUCUGGAACCUGGAACAGCGUGAGAAUCGUCUGCUCAUACAGAAUGAGAUGCUUGCAAUCUGGGAAGCGUUCCGAAUCAGUCCUCCCGUAACUCUUACCACACAGAAACGCGGACCGUACAUGCUUGCGUUUGAGAAGCUGCCACCGACACGGUCCGCCAAUCCGCUGCGCUCGCUCGUUGGUGGCUCGGUGGUGUUUGAGGCAGUUGCCACGGCCCUUCCAGAUAAGCCAACGUACGAAUGGACUGGGCCCAAUGGACAGUCACUGCCGUUCAACCGGACCACCAUGCACGGCGGCAACCUUCAUCUGCACAACGUUCAGAAAUCCGACGAGGGUUUCUACCGCGUGACGGCCACUGCUAACGGAGAGACUACAUCUCAUCUCACUCACCUGUCAGUGUAUGAUGAGCCGGUGGUCUCUGUCUUCCCACAAAACACAUCUGUGAUGGCUGGCACAGAGCUGAACAUCACCUGCGAGGUCAGCGGUCUGCCGGCAUACCAGCUAUCCUGGUACCACAACGGCAUCGAGCAGACGCUGAACUUGACCAAUCGUCUGUACAUCGAGUAUGUCAACUUGACGCUGGACGGCUACUGGCAGUGCUUCAUCUUCCACGAGUUUGGAGUCAGCAUGGGAACCAUGCGUCUCAAUGUCCUGACCCAACCGGUUAUCAUGGAAAAUCCGGAUCCUCACAUCGUCGUCCACGAGUACGAGAAGUUCAGUAUCGGCUGUGCAGUCGGCGGCCAUCCUCUGCCAUCGGUUACCUGGAUGAAAAACAAUGAAACGCUCGAGAUAAUAAACGGGACGGUGAACGACACUUGGUCGUCGUCCACUAUAAGUGUCGCUUGGAAUCUAACAGAAGUGGAAGGAGAGCCCGUAGUCUACACCAGUUUAUUCGUCAACCAGACAACGUUCAACGAAACGGGGCAGUAUCGAUGCUUCGCCAACAACAGUGUGGGCGUCACGGCAUCUCACCCAUCAUACGUCGACAUUUACGGUCCUCCGAGAUUUAUGUGGUUUUAUAAAACGCAGUUUGCUGAAACGGGGAAACCGAAAAUAUUUGAAUUAUUCGUGGCCGGCUUACCGAUGCCCCAGGUGGAAUGGACCUAUCCACCUGGGGUAGUACCAGGUCGACGGUUUCACGUAUUAUACACGGGAGUGUUAAAGAUAGACAUCGUGCAUCCGACUGACUACGGGGUGUAUCAUGUCAAGUUCUUCAACAAGUACGGGAUGGUGGAGACGGACAUCUCGUUCGAAGUCGUCGUCCAACCGGAGGUGGUGGACGUAAUCCAUCCCGGCCCUCCUGUUCUAGGAGAGGACUACUGGAUAGUGUGCGACAUGUACGGUAAACCACCUCCCAAUAUCACGUGGAUGAAGAGUGGGGAGAGGAUCAACGGCUGGAAUAUCCACAUGUACAACCAGCCGCAUCCCAGAUGGCCUUGGCUCAAGUACACCAUUCAGAGUGAGCGUCGCCUCCUAGAAGGAUUCGAGGAGGACAAUUGGAAGGGCAGCCGCUCCAACAUCACCAUCCGCCAGAUUCACACGGACGAUCUUGGAAUGUACUCGUGCGGAUCAGAGACCCAUGCGGGAGAGUACUAUCGACGACUGAGAGUUACCGUGGACGGGGUUGCAAUCAUACCUCACGAAUUGGACAACAUACCGAACGACGUGCCGACAUGGGGAAUCGUGGUGGCCGUGACCGUGGGUAUACUCGUGCUGAUACUGCUGUUAGUGCUGGUCGCGUGCUGUGCUCGGCGCAUGGAACGAAGCGCUCAGAGACACAAAGGCAAGGGCAAGAAGAAAGACAUUGAGAUGCCGCGAAUGUCCAGAGUGCCAGCGGCCAAGUCUAGCCGGCAGUCGAGAACAUCGCAACAGCCAGUAGCGAAACAGGAGAGGGUGAAGCAGGAGAAAGCGCAGAAACCAUUCGCCGGUGCACCUGACCCAUUCAUGCCUCCGGUUGUUGCUGAGAAGCCGCAAAGAGAUCCACGCGCCAUGCUGAAAAGGUUUACAGCUUCUCGUGGGCCCAAGGAGCGAGAUGAUGGCAAGCUGGAAUCGAUGACCAGCUUUGACGAGCCACCUGGCUACACUCAGGAGAAGAAAUCGGCUCCGCUCAAGUUCAAGAAGUCGGCCGCCCCGAAGUCCUCCGUCCCCAAACCAGUGUUCAGUGGUGAAGAAGAUGAUGAUGGAUUCCAGAUGCCAAAGGUGCGCACCUCUUCCAAGGCCAAGACGAGCCCAUCUGAGCCCUUCAAGAUGCCUCCAGCUCCGGAAGAAGACCCACCUAGCAACAUUGCGACAUCAUACAACUACUCCGACGCGACAACAGUCUAAACGGAGCUGGAAAAUGACUCUGUUUGUGUUUGUUUUUUUGUUGACCGCACUUUACAAUGCCUGGAAGAGGAUCUGCAGACAUUUAGGAUCACGCUUGCAAGGCAUCUACAUUGUACAUUGUACAGAUACUCUACACAAACUAGACAAGCUGCUGCUACGCACAUGCACCUAGGUCUAAGCCUGCUGCUGCUGCUUUGGUGUGCCAAGGGCACGGAACUAGAAAGCACAGUUCAGAACCUCGCACCGCACACCGCUAGGUAAUAUUAGGAGCAAUACAAAUCUGACGGCAUUAUUACGAAUAGCACCAAGCUAGCCUAUUUCAAUAGGAUCUGACUGUUGACAAUUAGUGCCCAUUCAUUUCUAUGGCGAGUUUUACUGCUACUACUACUAUUACUAGGGUCAGAUGCCACUGCUUCUUGGUUUCUCAAUCAACUUGAAUGUAAUGAUUGCUGUGAUACACCAAACACACUCACACACAUAAUGGAAAGUAAUUCGGUGUUCUCUAUUGAUAUACCCUGUAUAUGAUAUUGCCAUUAGAGCCCGAUAUUUCAUACAGGGCUGGGCUUUAUUAGUAUACUGUUAAUUAUAUUAUGCUUGCGAUCAAACCCGAGUAUAAUAAUGAUAAUAAUAAUGCUGAUAAUUCUAAUCACGUCGUAUCAA
This is a messenger RNA of Sycon ciliatum, 4472 nucleotides long. Its product is annotated as hemicentin-1-like. Bases 195 to 3812 code for a protein of 1205 amino acids. Lineage: Eukaryota; Metazoa; Porifera; Calcarea; Leucosolenida; Sycettidae. The record is from RefSeq and is a predicted model, not a curated record. The transcript is spliced from 16 exons.